This is a messenger RNA of Malaya genurostris, 935 nucleotides long. RefSeq lists its product as uncharacterized. Gene Ontology annotation, molecular function: RNA binding. NCBI's taxonomy places the organism in Eukaryota, Metazoa, Arthropoda, Insecta, Diptera, Culicidae. The transcript has 2 exons. The coding region runs from base 128 to 853 and encodes 241 amino acids. The record is from RefSeq and is a predicted model, not a curated record.
ACUUAAGACCAUUCGAAAAAGUGCUCUUCGAAGUUUCAGAAUUUUUGACAAAAUAAUUGAGCAUCACAUUUUUGGAAAACACGUGUUGUAGAAUUGUCGCAGUGAACUUCUCAAGAACGCACUUAAAAUGGCAGUCAAAAAUAAAAAAUCAGCUCAAAAAACAAAAGUAGCAGAGAAGAAGCCUCAACCGGCACCACAAGACAGUGAAGAGGAUGACGAUGAUGUCGAAGAACAGAAUGACGAAGAGCAUUCGGCAGAGUCUGAUUCUGAUCCUGAUGCAGAGGAAGAACAGAGCGUCGAAGCAUCUGAUGGUGGUGAAGCUGAAUCUAACGACGAAGAAAAAUCCGAAGAAAAAAAAGCAGUUGUCACUAAAAAGAAACCAGCGGUGGAGGACAAAAAGCAGGAUGAUGAUGAAUCUUUGAAAAGAACAAUUUUUGUCGGUCACAUCAAGUUCAACUUAACUGAGAAAGAUUUAGAAGAAUUUUUCGGCAGUGCCGGAAAAAUAGAUCAUGUUAGGAUUAUUCCUAAACGGGGAUUUGCAUUUAUUUGCUUUGAAGAUGAAAAUUCUGUCAAAGAAGCUCUAAAGUUAGAUCAUAAGAAGCUUGGUGGAAAAGAGGUUCAUGUGGAAAUGGCCAAAUCAAAACGUAAUCCAGCGGGGAAGAAAAAAUCGCAUAAGCGAAAAGCAAAGAAGCAAAAUAACGAAGAAGAACCAGCGGCGAAAAAAUCGAAAUCAUCCAAUCCAGUGAAAAGUCUUGAUGUCUCCAAGAAAGGCAAACCGAAAACGCCGCAAACGACGAAUCCAAACAAGAAAAAAAAUAAACCGAAGCCAGGACAGUUUGUGAAGGUCAAAUAAAUAUAUUAUAUGAAAGUUUCAUUAUUUUACAUAUUAAGAUAAAAUGUAUAUCUCAAUUGAAAAUAUAUAUAAUACAAUUGAA